AUGAUGGGAUAUCAGAAAGGUUAACUUAAAAAUAUAUGCUUUUCAAUGAUUAAAAUCAUUUUUACUUAGAAAAUAGAUAUCUACCUUUAUGUUCUAAUCUAUAUAUUUAUUUGGAUUACAACGUCUAAUAAAAAAGUACUAAAGUUCAUGUAAAUUCAUUGUAUGUAAAUUAUGUAAUUAAAUUAUGUUUAAUAUAAUUUUUUGGAGCCAACAUCGUGUCAUCUAAUAAGAAAGGUUCGUUAAUAAGCAUUUUUUUAUGCUAAAUAUUUGUGUGUUAUCAAUGAGCUUGUAAUUUGAAAAUUUUAGAAGGGAAUAUAAACAAAGGAGCUUAGCUUUAUUUAGAAACAAAGUAAAAACAAACAGAAACAAAGAAAAAAAGAUAAAACCGUGCCACAUGAAUAAACAUAUCGGCAGGAACAUUGCAAAAUGUGAUUAUAAAAAUAAGCUGAUUUUAAAUAGGAAAGAACAACUUGUUACUGCAGUACUUAUUCGAUGA
Molecule: messenger RNA, 496 nt
Organism: Heterotrigona itama
Lineage: Eukaryota; Metazoa; Arthropoda; Insecta; Hymenoptera; Apidae
Source: the annotation of a GenBank genome assembly